Messenger RNA from Chaetomium globosum CBS 148.51, 2586 nucleotides. RefSeq lists its product as uncharacterized. The transcript is spliced from 4 exons. Gene Ontology annotation, biological process: mitotic spindle organization; establishment or maintenance of microtubule cytoskeleton polarity; microtubule polymerization. Gene Ontology annotation, molecular function: microtubule plus-end binding; microtubule plus end polymerase activity. Gene Ontology annotation, cellular component: kinetochore; spindle pole; microtubule plus-end. NCBI's taxonomy places the organism in Eukaryota, Fungi, Ascomycota, Sordariomycetes, Sordariales, Chaetomiaceae. The coding region runs from base 1 to 2586 and encodes 861 amino acids. The record is from RefSeq and is a predicted model, not a curated record.
AUGGCCGAAGAAGAGGACUAUAGUUCCUUGCCCCUCACCGACCGCUGGGUGCACAAGGUGUGGAAAGCCCGAAAGGCGGCAUACGAAGCGGCGGCACAAUUGUUCGAGAAGACCCCCGACGAGGACGACCCGGUGUUUCGACCAUUUACGCAGGAUCCGAGCCUGUGGAAAUCAGCAGCGGCCGAUUCUAAUGUUGCAGCACAACAAGAAGGACUGAAUGCACUCUGCGCAUUCCUCAAGUUUGGCGGUCGCGACGGGGCGCUCCGAGCCCGGCAGCACGCCGUUACACCAAUCGCCGAAAAGUGCCUGUCCUCCACCAGAGCUGCCACCAAGGCUUCCGCGCUGGAGGCCUUACUCUUAUUCAUCGAAGUUGAUGUUCCUGGGCCAGUAAUCGAAGAAAUCCUCCCUGUCCUCUCGAGCAAACAACCCAAGUUUUACCGAUGGCUCCGCGAUGCGAUGAAGCCCAUGUUCUGGAACGAUCUAAAGCCGACUCAACAAACCGAUCUCGAGGCGCAAUUCGAGAAAGUCAAGGCUGAGGGCAUGCCCAAACAAGAGCGUCUUUUGAGGUCACAGCAAGCAGAGAAAGAGCGUGCUCCGGCCGGCGGUGCGGAUGAUGAGUAUGAGGAAGAUGGCGGCGAAGCCGAGGAGGCCGGCGAGGUGGACGCGUUCGAUCUUGCCGAGCCACAGGACGUCAUCAGCAAGAUUCCGAAGGACUUCUUUGACAAUCUUGCCUCAUCGAAAUGGAAGGAAAGGAAGGACGCAGUCGAAGCCCUGAACGCCAUCGUCAACGUCCCGAGAAUCAAGGAUGCCGACUUUCACGAGGUCAACCGUUGUCUGGCCAAGUGCAUGAAGGACGCCAACGUUGCAGUCGUCACGCAAGCAGCCAUGUGCAUCGAGUUCCUCGCCAAGGGUCUACGGAAGGCUUACGCGAAAUACCGCGCGACGGUGAUGCUGCCCAUCAUCGAGAGGUUGAAGGAAAAGAAACAAACGGUGGCCGACGCCCUCGGUGCCGCCUUGGACGCCGUCUUCCUGUCGACAAAUCUCACCGACUGUCUCGAGGAUAUCACAGCAAACCUUGUACACAAGAACCCCCAGGUGAAGGAGGGGACGAUGAAGUUCCUUGUGAGGUGUCUGAGGACAACACGGGAAGUUCCCAGCAAACAAGAGAUCGCAGGGAUUGUCGAGUCGGCCAAAAAGCUCCUUUCAGAGUCGAGCGAGGGACUCCGUUCUGGUGGUGCCGAAAUCCUCGGGACUAUCAUGAAAAUCAUUGGUGACCGGGCCAUGAACCCGCAUCUGGAGGGCCUUGACGAAAUCCGCAAAACAAAGAUCAAGGAAUUCUGCGAGACGGCCGAGGUCAAGGCAAAGGAGAAGCCAAAGCCGCCGCCGCCUGCCGCUCGUGCGCCUCCUCCCGCUGGUGCGAAGAAAGCGCCAGCGGGCGGUUUGAAGAAGGGCCCUGCCGGCGCGAAAAAGCCCGCCCCCGCGGCUGCACCCUCGGAACCGGCUCCGCCUGCUGCUGUGCCUCGUCCAGUGAGCAAGCUGGGCAUGCCGAAGCCCGGUGCCCUCGGUGGUCUCAAAGCCCCCCAAAAGCGAACCCUGGGUGCUCCUGGCGCCGCUUCACCCCGGCGGCCAGCCCCAGCUCCGUCACCCCCUCCUAUGGAGGAGGAGGAGGAGGAGCCCGUUUCCCCUCCACCUGCAAAACCGGCCUCACGCCUAGGUCUUGGCCGCGGGGGUCUUGCCGGCCGCUCCCUGGCAAAGCCCGCGACGCCUUCGAUACCCGCUGCGCCCCCAUCCCCAACACCCGCGUCGGGUUUCACAGCGAUCGAGCGUGCAGAGCUUGAGGAACUUCGCGACGCGAACGAGCGGUUGCUGAAGGCGCUGGAAGACGCGCGGCACGACCGUUCCAAGUUGAUGUCCGAAAUCCAAGAGCUCAAGAACCAGAACGCCGGCCUUAUCGAGGACCACACGAGGGACGUGCUCUCCAUCAAGGCGAAGGAGACCCAACUCGUCAGGGCCCGCAGCGACGCCGACGCGGCAGAGCAGACCAACGACCGACUGCGGCGCGAACUCGACCGGCUGAAGCGUGCCUUGAAUAAGGCCGAGGCCCUCAACGGUUCGGGGAGCCCCGGUUCACCCAGCGACCUGGGGUUCAGGACCAUGAGCCCGACUCACGACGAUAUCUACCGCGAUGCGUCCAACACCAACCGAAGCCGCAUGAGCAUAGCGAGCACAUUGAGCGACGAGAAAGAGAACGGAGAGGGCAUGCCUCCCCCGCGCACCAAGCUUAGUCCGGAUCUUAGGUAUACUGGCAGCAAUGCGAGCAGCGGCCGUGGCAGCCCAGCAAGGGGGUUCAGGAGGGAUGUUAGCAUGGAAGAGAAGGAACCCAGGGCUGCAGACACGGGAUACAACAGCUAUAACGACCGUGCAGGCAGUAGGUCUGACAGCCGGACGGGAGGCCGAGAGACACCCACCAACCCCAACGCUCCGACAUCUGGCAUGGAGAGUUGGAAGCGAGCGGCUGAGGUCACGAGCCAGCUCAAGGCACGGAUUGAGCUCAUGAAGGCAAAGCAGGCCAAUGCGCGGCAGUAG